AAAAAUUUCAGUUCAUUUUUUGUUUUGUUUUCGUUUUCUGGGUUUGGGUUCUCAGAUUUUCAGCAAUGGAUGCGUUCUGUUCGGACUGCAAGAGGAGUACGGAGGUGGUGUUCGACCACUCCGCCGGCGACAUGGUCUGCUCGGAAUGCGGCCUGGUCCUCGAGUCCCACUCCGUCGACGAGACCUCCGAGUGGAGGACCUUCGCCAACGAGUCUGGCGACAACGACCCCAAUCGCGUCGGCGGCCCAACGAAUCCCCUCCUCACCGACGGCGGCCUCUCCACCGUCAUCUCCAAGCCCAACGGCACCACCAGCGAUUUCCUCUCCUCCUCCCUCGGCCGCUGGCAGAACCGCGCCUCCAACCCCGAUCGCUCCCUCAUCCUCGCCUUCAAAGCCAUCGGCGUAAUGUCCGAUAGGUUGGGUCUUGUAGCCACAAUAAAGGAUCGCGCGAACGAGAUUUACAAGAAGGUUGAAGAUCAGAAAUCAAGUAGAGGAAGAAACCAAGACGCUAUUCUAGCUGCAUGCAUAUACAUAGCUUGUAGACAGGAGGACAAGCCUCGCACAGUAAAAGAAAUUUACUCUGUCGCGAAUGGUGCAACCAAGAAGGAGAUUGGCCGGGCAAAGGAAUACAUAGUGAAACAAUUAGAGCUUGAGAUGGGUCAAUCGGUUGAUAUGGGCACCAUACAUGCAGGGGAUUUUAUGAGGCGCUUUUGUUCAAACCUUGGAAUGGCAAACCAUGCCGUUAAAGCUGCCCAAGAAGCUGUUACAAAGUCAGAAGAGUUUGACAUAAGGAGGAACCCUAUAUCUAUUGCCGCAGCCGUUAUAUACAUAGUUACCCAACUUUCAGACGAUAAAAAACCUGUCAAAGAUGUGUCGCUUGCAACAGGCGUAGCAGAAGGGACAAUAAGAAAUUCCUUCAAGGAUCUGUACCCACACCUCUCAAAGAUUGUGCCGAGUUGGUAUGCCCAGGAACAAGACCUCAAGAACCUCAACAGCCCUUAGCAUAUACUGCUUCUUUGUUUAAUCCUAACCUGCAUUACUCUUGUAGCCAAUUGUCUGGUUUUUGUUUAUGAGGAUCUCCGCAUUAUAAGCCUCAAAUGCAAAUAAUCCUCGUUAUGUAAUCACACUUGUGAAAUUCUGAACAGUUUGGGCUCUAAUCUUUUGAGUCUAUGAGAUAUUGUCUUUUGCUCUUGUAUGUUAUGUUUACCUUCACCUUUUCACUUCAUUGGAAGCAAUGGUGUAAGAUGCAUAGCCGAUGAACAUUAACUCAAUCAGCCUACAUUGCCUUCACAAGUGUUGCAAAAUCGACGGAGUCAAAUUAAGGAGUUUCGGAGUUUUUUUCCUGCUAGAAAGUAACCAGCGAUGACUAGGGCAAAAGAAAGAAUAAACUGAAUUUAACCUA
Cuscuta campestris is the source of this 1401-nucleotide messenger RNA. The record is from the annotation of a GenBank genome assembly. Lineage: Eukaryota; Viridiplantae; Streptophyta; Magnoliopsida; Solanales; Convolvulaceae.